Messenger RNA from Hermetia illucens (black soldier fly), 1399 nucleotides. RefSeq names its product short-chain dehydrogenase/reductase family 16C member 6. The transcript has 4 exons. Gene Ontology annotation, molecular function: oxidoreductase activity, acting on the CH-OH group of donors, NAD or NADP as acceptor. The record is from RefSeq and is a predicted model, not a curated record. Bases 280 to 1239 code for a protein of 319 amino acids. Gene Ontology annotation, cellular component: lipid droplet. NCBI's taxonomy places the organism in Eukaryota, Metazoa, Arthropoda, Insecta, Diptera, Stratiomyidae.
AGGGAUCCAUUUGUGGACCCGGGGGAAACGACAGUUUUCAUCCAAGAUCAUUUUCAUUUCCAGCACUUACCCACAGUAUCUUUUUAGAUACCGCGGUCGGCAGAAGAUAGAGUGGCUCCUAACGGCGGCAGUUCGUGUGAAGUGUUGUUCCUAAAGUUUAACCGACAUUUUUAUUGUUGUUUGACGGCCAAGUUUUAUUGUGAAGUGGACGUGCCUUUUGAAACAUUUUAAAGGUUUCUUUUCCAAACGCAAAGAGAGGACUUCUUUCAAAUUCCAGACAUGUCGGGUCUGUUGUACGAGAAUCCAAUCGAACGAUUUUGGACACUAUUCCUAGAUACAUUAGUGUUUUUCCUGAAAUCUAUUACCUACAUUGCGGAAGCGAUUUACCUUACAAUUUUGCCGAGCAGUUUUCGAAAAGUGAAGGAUGUUUCCGGACAAGUCGUACUUAUUACGGGUGGAGGUGGAGGCGUUGGACGACACUUAGCAUUAAAUUUUGCUGAACUUGAUGCCCGUGUGAUUGUUUGGGAUAUCAACCAAGCAGCUGUUCAAACAACCAUCGACCUACUUGCCAAAAACGGUUACCAUUGCAAGGGAUAUGUAGUGGACAUCUCCAACCGUGACAUGGUUUACGAAAAAGCUAAAGAAGUUAAAGCAGAGUUCGGCUGUGUCGACAUCCUAAUCAACAAUGCAGGAAUUGUUUGUUGUAAACCAUUUUGGGAGCUUCCUGACCGCGUCAUUGAGAACACAUACUCAGUUAACAUCAUUUCCCAUUACUGGACCGUGAAAGCAUUCCUUCCUGAAAUGAUGCAGAGCAACUUCGGACACAUUGUUACUGUAGGUUCAGUAGCUGGACUUCUUGGAACUUAUGGAUGUUCAGAUUAUAGUGCCACAAAAUUUGCAUGCUCCGGAUUUCAUGAAGCUCUAUUCACGGAUCUGAGGACGCAUGGCUAUGAUAACAUUCAUUUGACUUUAGUUUGUCCAUAUUACAUCAACACUGGUAUGUUCUCUGGUGUCAAACCGCGACUAUUCCCAAUGUUGGAGCCGAAAUAUGUUGCGGAUAGGAUAACGCAAUCAGUACAACGUAAUGAGGUUAAUUGUGUGAUGCCACAUUUUGUUCGAUUGCUUCUGCCCCUAAAAUGUCUUCUUCCUGCUAAAAUGUGUUGGGAACUGAUGGCACGUGUAAUGAAAGGACCACAAUCGAUGAUGCUCUUCGAAGGACGAAAAGUUCCAGCUGGUUAACAAUUUCAGAAGCGAAAUGGAGCUAGUAGUGUUAAUAAAGUAGGUUUAAGGAGGAAAUUGAUUUAUUAAUGUUUAUUUUUUAAAUGUUUCUACAAUCAAAUUGUUUGUUAAUGAGAAUAUUUUAGUUUGUAUGGUUUCUUAUAAAAAAAGUCUGAAAUUA